Messenger RNA from Tarenaya hassleriana, 1164 nucleotides. RefSeq lists its product as uncharacterized. The transcript has 3 exons. The coding region runs from base 62 to 949 and encodes 295 amino acids. Gene Ontology annotation, molecular function: protein binding. The record is from RefSeq and is a predicted model, not a curated record. Lineage: Eukaryota; Viridiplantae; Streptophyta; Magnoliopsida; Brassicales; Cleomaceae.
AAAACUCCUUUGUUCAAACUGAGAAAACUCGAGAGUUUUUUUUUUUACUCGAUUGGAGAAAAUGCUGUUGCGAAGUGCAUCGACGCCGGUUCUGAAUUCCUUAGUUCAUGUCUUGAGUCCUAGGGAAUCUCCCUUCGAUGCGGAAUUCGUUCAUCAUAUUCCGCGGACCCGCUCGGUGAUGCUGUCGGCGUCUCCGUGCUGCUGUUACAGCCCUAUCUCUGUACACUCCAGUGACGAUUCAGCGAGGAGGAUGAGCAGGGCGAUGUCGGAGAGUGAUCUCCGGCAGUUAUCGGAGAAGACAACGCCGGCGAGUAAGUUUACGAAUGGUGCUUUGGUGGAGGAGAAGAGAGAUGAAGGGAUCGGGUUCGGUUUGUUUCGUGCGUCUUCGUUGGAGUGCGGAUUUGGGUUGGGUGCUGCUCCGGAGGAAGGUUAUGAGGUUUUGGUUGGCACUGGUGCCGGCGGGAAGAUCUACGACGGCGACGGCGGUUCUAACGGUGGUGAUGGAGACGGAGGUUGUGGUUCGUGGGACCCGAACCAUGGAAAUGAUGUCAUAGAAGCUCACUACCAGAAGUUGAUUGCGGCAAACCCUGGAAAUGCGCUUCUUCUCAGCAAUUACGCAAAGUUCUUGAAGGAGGUUCGAGGAGAUCUAUUGAAAGCAGAGGAAUAUUGCGGGAGGGCUAUUUUGGCCAAUCCAAAAGACGGGGAUGUUCUGUCGAUGUAUGGGGAAUUGAUAUGGCAGAGCCAUGGAGAUUCAUCUCGAGCCGAGACAUACUUCCACCAAGCUGUGAAAGCUGCUCCUGAUGAUUGUUAUGUUCAUGCAUCAUAUGCUCGAUUUCUGUGGGAUGCUGAAGAUGGAGAUGAAGAUGAAGAGGGGGAAGAAGAACUCGAGAGCCAAAGAGCAAAUCUGAAUUUCUUCAGUGGACCGUCUCCAAUAACGUCGCCUGCAUAAACUUAUUCCGGUGGCGAUCUCCUUGUAUAAUACAAGAUUAGAUGAUGCUAACCAACUAACCCUGUUGUUAAAUUCCACUUCUUUUGUAGUUUUCCUUUUUGCUUUUCUUGGUAUUCUUCUGCUUGAGAUUUAGGGUUUCCUUCCUUGUAGCCAUAUAACGGAGAAAGAAAGUAAGGGUAGAUGGAAUAAAAAGUUUUGCUUCCGAUGGAUGUCAA